AUGCAAGCACUACGACCAACGCUCGCACUCCGACGCCAACUCCCUCGCGCCUUCAAAGUCACGAAGCCUCUCGUCUCUUCGAUUCACACGCCAAGCAACCUAUCCACAAUGUCCAUGUUCCCGCGCUUCACUCAGGAGUUCUCUCCUCUCUUCCGCCUCCUUGACGACUACGACCGCGUGUCUCGCAGUGCCCCCUUCCCCCAGGGUGCUCAGAGCCUGAGGUCCUUCACCCCCAAGUUCGAUGUCGUAGAGAAGAAGGAGAACUACGAGCUUCACGGCGAGCUUCCCGGCAUCGCCCAGGAAAACAUCAACAUCGAGUGGUCCGACUCCAACACCCUGACCAUCUCCGGCCGCGUAGAGCACCGCUCCGAGCGCGGCGAGCGUCCUCGCGGAUACAUCGAGGGCGAGGAGCACAACGAACCACACUACCAGAAGCCCUCGGUCGAGGACGACCAGCCCACCGGAGAGACCAGCCAGGAGGUCACCAAGACCAACCAGGACAAGGAGGUCGGCAAGCCCGCUGAUGGAGCCAAGUAUUGGGUCAGCGAGCGCUCCGUCGGCGAAUUCCACCGCUCAUUCAGCUUCCCCGGCCGCGUCGACCAAGACAGCGUCAAGGCCAGCCUGAAGGACGGCAUCCUCUCCAUCCUCGUUCCGAAGGCACAGGCCCCCAAGGCUCGCAAGAUCAACAUCGAGUAA
Diplodia corticola is the source of this 696-nucleotide messenger RNA. Its product is annotated as heat shock protein 30. The transcript has a single exon. Gene Ontology annotation, biological process: response to salt stress; response to heat; response to hydrogen peroxide. NCBI's taxonomy places the organism in Eukaryota, Fungi, Ascomycota, Dothideomycetes, Botryosphaeriales, Botryosphaeriaceae. The coding region runs from base 1 to 696 and encodes 231 amino acids. The record is from RefSeq and is a predicted model, not a curated record.